Lottia gigantea (owl limpet) is the source of this 543-nucleotide messenger RNA. RefSeq lists its product as hypothetical. The record is from RefSeq and is a predicted model, not a curated record. The transcript is spliced from 4 exons. NCBI's taxonomy places the organism in Eukaryota, Metazoa, Mollusca, Gastropoda, Lottiidae. Bases 1 to 543 code for a protein of 180 amino acids.
AUGACACAAACACAGAGUAGCCAAAAUUUGAAUACAGACUCAGCAGUUGUAAAUCACACGAUGUCCAAGAAAUACAUGUCCCGUCCACCAUAUUGUUUUGGUGAAAUCCCGGACUACACUAUACCACCCAUGACGGUGGAAGAGUACCAAUACUAUGAGAGAGAAUUCUUUGGAUUUCUAGACGACAAACCAGUUGAUAAACAAGUAGAAGCUGAGCCUGGAUUUGUCCAGAGAUUCCUUCAGCUAAUUGGUAUUUCAAAGGUCGCCAAGUAUGAAGAUGAAGUAUCAGAGAUUAAGUUCAAUGUUCAUCAUGUAAUGGGGAAUAACGAACCUUCCAACUCUAGACUAAGUGGAACGGCUGAUUGUCUGAACGGUGGAGCUUCUGCUAACGUUGUAAGAACGGCAAACAAGGCCACACAAACUGAAGAGGUUGUAAAAACUGAUCAAGGAGUUCAAACAGAAAAGUGUAAAAGAGGGUUUUUAAAAUCUUGCAGACGAUUCAUUCGAAGAUCUUUUAAGUGCCUCAAGACUGCUGAAGAAUAA